Osmerus eperlanus (European smelt) is the source of this 2921-nucleotide messenger RNA. RefSeq names its product protein phosphatase 1, regulatory (inhibitor) subunit 14C (gene ppp1r14c). Gene Ontology annotation, cellular component: cytoplasm. The transcript is spliced from 4 exons. Gene Ontology annotation, biological process: regulation of phosphorylation. The coding region runs from base 74 to 499 and encodes 141 amino acids. The record is from RefSeq and is a predicted model, not a curated record. Lineage: Eukaryota; Metazoa; Chordata; Actinopteri; Osmeriformes; Osmeridae. Gene Ontology annotation, molecular function: protein serine/threonine phosphatase inhibitor activity.
AAAGCACCGUUCAUUCGCAGCCUGUUUCACUCGUAGUGCCACUCAUUCACCCACACAUUGUCUACCCCACGCAAUGUCAGCCGCCAGCACCGAGACGAGCGCCCCGCUGCCCACGGCCGCUGGCCGGGUAUUCUUCCAGCCUGCGCCCGGCGUGGGUUGCGCCGGAUCCAGCCCCAUGCCCCGGGAUGACCCGGUCCAAAGAAAGCAGGGAAAAGUGACAGUAAAGUACGAUAGGAAGGAGCUGCGUAAAAGACUUAUCUUGGAGGAAUGGAUCAUUGAACAGCUGAGCGAGUUAUACGAUUGCGAGGAAGAAGAGAUGCCAGAGGUAGAGAUUGACAUUGACGACCUGCUGGAGGUCAACAGUGAAGAUGAGAGAGCUGUCAAACUGCAGGAAUCCUUAAUAGACUGCUUUAAACCCACAGAGGAUUUUGUCCGUGAGUUGCUGGGCAGAAUAAGGGGGAUGAGAAAACUCAGUGCACCAACAAAGAAAGGUCUAUAAUGGAUGGCAACCACAUCAACCAUAAAUCAACCAUAAUCUAACUGUUCAAGCAUUCUACUGACAUACCUUGUGUUAACCCUGUUCUACACAAAAGCUCACAAUAUAUUUUUUUCUUUAAAAAAAAUAACUCAUCUUUACCCUUUGCCAGUGAUGCAAACAUACUGCACAACCAAUCCAUACAAAGCAUCUCAAAAUGCCAAUAACUGAUUUAAAUUACAUACUAAAUAUGCGUAUCUCAAUGACACAACUACAACCUUUUAAAGUCAUAAACUGAACAUUUUAACAGCAGUUAAAUACAACAAUACUCAACAUUCAAUCAAUAUUAACUUAAAACACGUAUUGGUUCUUUACAAACCUCAUAGCUCCUCCACCUCUGAACCCAACAGCCAUACAAACCAACACUGUCCCGGCAAACUAUAUAACCAUAGGUAUUUUAAAAUAAUGAUUUAUUUAUUGUUGAAUUAAUGUGUGCUUUGAAAGCCGUAAGCUAUUUACACACAAUGCUUCAUAGUUUCUCAGUUUUACUGAGGUAUUUAAUGUUACAACUUUUAAAGUGUUUGCCUAUGUGUGUUACAGUAUGAGGACAUUACAUGCCAUAGCAUUAUAUUAGCAGCCAAACAGCUGAUUAUCCCCAACCAACUUGCCAGCCAUGAAUGCAGAUCUGAAGAAACAGAUGUUCCUCAAAGCCCAAAUUCUAGGUGGUGCGUGAGAUGAACCAUCCCUACUGUAGCAAGGCAUGAUGGGUACUGCAGUUCUCUGGGUGAGACUACAAGACCUGUAUGAUUGGCGGUCCUGAGCUUCUCAUGUCACAUGACACCCAUUGCUUCCUCCUUUGCCAUCACCGAUUGGUUAACCUCUGCUGAUAAUUGAUGUUCUAACAAAAGAAAACAUAUCAGUCAUCUGUCAGGUCACUGUGGGAGUUUGUGGCGAGGUCAAGCACAAACCAUUGUUACAAAAUUGCUGUAUUGCUUUCUGGGGGGGGGGGGGGGGGGGAAGGGAGGGGGGGAGUGGUGUAGUUGAUGUAAUACACAAUUAAAUGCCUACUAGAAGAUCUGUGGGGUUACAUGGGGCAGGAACAAGCACCUGGAGGAGAGGGGCUCGAUAUGCCCUCUGUACACCCUCUACACCACUGAAGAGGGUCACACACUGAGAUCACGUUUCAUUUCAGCUCAUAGAAGGUCGUAGAAGUGUCCGUCGCUGAUUCUAGAGUGAGGAUGUUCUUUUUCAUGUUGAUGGACUAUAUAAGUUAAAAUGAUACACUUUUUAAAUAGGAUGUUUCCGCAGGCUAUAGGGUGCGCUCUGAAACUAGCUCACAUUUUUACAGGGGAGGGUUUUAGUGGUAUUUAUUGUAGGCAGCCUCCUUUGCACCAACUACACUCAAAACCAGAAAGCUCUGAUACAAUCACUCCACUUUCACGUUGGCCUCCAGUUCCAAUUCUAACACAGUCAAACCUGAAUGGACUCAUCGGAAAUGGAACCGAGCCCAAACCUGCUCUGUACUAACACAAGCUGCCAAAGACAAAAGCAGGGCAACAUUCAAUUUCUUCUAGUAGUAAAGCACUCUUGCAUGCUAAGGGCAGAGAAAUGGUUAACGAUAAGAGUAGAUAUUACGAACUUAUAAACAAGUAAAAAAAAAAAAAGGAAUCAUGUUCACCAUAUUUUUACUACUCUGUAGAACUUUAUGUUAAAAUGGCGUGACUGACACGCCAGAAGGAAACCAGGAAAUCUAACGGUGCUGUUUCAGUUCUUCAUCCUCCCUGCUUGGUAUACGGUUGUGUAAAAGGGGUUUUAAAUGUUGGUUGAUGCCACAGCCUUUGAGUGUGUCUGUCAAGUCUGUCAUUAUUGACACAGUUAGGUAGGGGUGCAUCCCAAGCUUCCAAAGUUGCUUCCUUUCCUUGUCUCCCUCUUUUCCAUUUGAAGUGAGAGCGCCAUCAACAAACAGAAACUAGGGUCGGCCAUUUUGUUGAGGUUGUUGCUUUGAGGUUUCCAAUGCGAAUGAGGGGGAGAAGAAGGAAACAAGGAGAUGAAGACAACUGUUAAUAUGCACCUUAGGUCAACAGGCAUAGGUAUUUCCUCUCUUAAGAGACUGUUCAGGGGAUGUAGGCGGAAUUUUUUUAAUCUAAUGGAAUUUCAUGAGUAUGUGAAAAAGUGUUUCAAGAGUGUCUGUAUUGGAGAGUUUUAUGUUUGCAUGUGUUUUUAAAGUAGCAUGACACGGGGACAUUUUGUUGGCCCAGAACUUUUUAAUUUAAAAAAAAACUUUUCCUUUUUAUACCUUAUUAUGAACACUAUACUCUUUUUUCUGCAGGAAUUGUAUUAUUUUGUUGUACAUCCACAAUGAGCGUCUAUGUUUUUAAACUGUAAAUGUGUGUGGUCUUGUUUUUGCUGAUAAUAAAGAGAGAUUCAUGACUCUGAACUGUUUAAA